Molecule: messenger RNA, 439 nt
Organism: Bipolaris sorokiniana ND90Pr
Lineage: Eukaryota; Fungi; Ascomycota; Dothideomycetes; Pleosporales; Pleosporaceae
Exons: 1
Coding region: 80-343 (87 amino acids)
Source: RefSeq, a predicted model, not a curated record
CCUCAAGCUUCUUAUCUAUUCCUCUCUCUCCCUCCUCCCGCUGCGAUAGUGCAGGCAGCAGCUAGGAAAGAAGCUUACGAUGUCGUCCACCACUGUAGAACUCGUGGGUGAUACACCCCCCCUUCCGGUUCAGUAUCAAGCGAUAACAAGUCCACGAAUUACCUAUAAGACUCAUAGCUUCUAUCCAAUGGAGAAGAUGCUUCCUGAGAAAGACUUGCGUCGUAUCUCCGUCGACAACGGUUUGCUUGCUCUGCACGAGAUGAUGCACUCAGUAACAACAUGCAUACUGUAUAUCAGAUGUCAAGCUACUAGCGAUCGUCGCCUUGCCGAUUUCCCUUACUAAGACCCCAGGCCCUGACAGGUUGCACAUGUUCUCAUGUAGGCCAUAUAAUCCAGACAUCAGCUUGAGGCAACACGUGGCUAGCUUCUUGUGUGUCUG